AUGCGGAUGGAGUUUUUGAAUUUAAGGCAGGGAAAUAUGUCAGUAGGGGAAUAUCAGCUGAAAUUCAAUGAAUUAUCUAGGUUUGCAGGGGGUUUAGUGGAGAAAGAAGCAAAUAAGGUGUGGCAUUUUCAGAGGGGACUUCAUCUCGAGAUUCAUGGAAUGGUUUCUUUGCUUAACACUAAGACCCUACCAAAACUUGUGACUAGAACACUUACAGUAGAGACUGACUUAGCAGAUGAAAAGAGGAGUACAGAGAAUCAUGCCAAGAGAUUCAGGCCAGGACAAGGUAAUGGAGGUGGUUUCACUACAAGAAAUGUACGUCCAGCAACUCAGGCUAAUGAAGGGUUGGGACAGGCAUCGAGGCCAUGUUUCAAGUGCGGUAAGCCACACGCAGCACUUUAUCGUUGUGAUGGAUCAGUGCGGGUAUGUUUCAGUUGUGGGCAGCCUGGUCAUACCUCCACCCAUUGUAGAGCUCGGGGUGAUGGAAGGAAUCAGAUAUCUCAAGGUCAGAGGCAGCCAGUGCGUGGAGGUGGGCAUGAUCAGCAGCGACAGUUUAAUAAUCAGGGAAAUCAUAGGCAGCAAGCUCAAAUUGGGGGUCAAGGACAGAGAAAUGUGACAGAGGGACGUGUGUAUGCAUUGACUCAGCAGCAGGCUAAGGAUGUGCCAUCUAUGGUGCAAGGUACUCUUUCUAUUUCGAAUGUACCAGCUCGAGUUUUGUUUGAUUCUGGUUCUACCCAUUCCUUUGCUGCUCCUAGAUAUUUGUAUGAAUUACCUAUUGUUGUUGAGGCGUUAGAAGUAUGUGUUGUGGUGACUACUCCGGUAGGGAAAACAGUGACAUUGGAUAAGGUGUCUAAGUCUUGUGAUGUGGAGAUAGAUGAUAGGAUCUUACCCAUAGACUUAAUUUCAUUGGAGAUGCAUGACUUUGAUGUUAUCCUAGGGAUGGAUUAG
Molecule: messenger RNA, 948 nt
Organism: Rhododendron vialii
Lineage: Eukaryota; Viridiplantae; Streptophyta; Magnoliopsida; Ericales; Ericaceae
Exons: 1
Coding region: 1-948 (315 amino acids)
Molecular function (GO): nucleic acid binding; zinc ion binding
Source: RefSeq, a predicted model, not a curated record